GAGAGGCAAGGGAGUGGAGCGAGAAGACGACAGGAGGAGAUCCACCACAGGGUGACCAAUUUAACCGGACCAUCCUUGGACCGCUAGGCUACAAAUGGUCCUCCACCCUGGGCGCCCGUACCGACAACCACCGCGCCGAAUCGGAUUGUGUGCUGCGCUCCUGUCGGCGGAUAGAAACAGAAGAUGAUCUCGACCCAGCAGGAGCUGUGGAGAUAGGCCUGGCAGCAGAGACUGGUCAUCUUAUUAAUCUUGGUCUCUGAUCACUGGCUCUGGCACAAACAUCUGGAGCUUUGUGCGCCAUUUAACCCCCAUCCAGUCACUCCCACCCUGCGGCCCUGCAGCGUGGCUCCUAAAAACACCUCCUUGCGUCUUCAUAAUUUUGUCCACGGGGAUAAAUGAGUGAACCGGCUGCAAGGGAAAGGGCGGGGACAUGUACCAGAACCCCAACAGAAUGUCCUGGUUCAGUGGUUUCCUAGUUGCCAGAGUGGACGACCGCAAGACUGCGUGGGGGGAGCGCAAUGGCAAGAAGUCCAAACGGAAGGGAGGCUCAUCUCUCUGCAACCCGCGUUACAUGAGCUGUCUGCGGGACCCCGAUGCAAUGGAGCCCCCUUCCGGAGCCCCCCUCCAUCAGCACCACCGCGGAGGGGGGGCAGGGGCCAUGGGAGGUGGGGGAAACUUCGGCGUCCGUUGCGGAUGGCAGGAGGACCACUAUGGCAAAAGGGGAGGGGCUCCGAGCGAAGGUGUGGGGCUGAAAUCGGUUGACCUGGGCUUUGAGGACGGGGAGUUAAAAGGGAGGAAAGGGGGAUGUAAUGGAGGAAGCAGCGACAUGGGCGACGAAGGUCCCAAUGGUGCAGCGGGGGUGGUGACGGCUGCAGACUGCUGGCUCAGGGUGGUACGAGUAUUCCAGUCGAAAAAAUUCCAGUCCCGCAAACUGGAGCGUCUAUACCAGCGUUACUUCUUUAGGCUGAACCAGAGCUCCUUGACCAUGCUCAUGGGGGUACUUGUGAUCGUGUGCGGCAUCAUGCUGACCUUCCACUGUGUCCACGCCGCCCCUCACGUGGCCUAUUCGUCAGCCCUUUCAGUUGCGAUGGCGCUCUUUAUGGCUCUAAUGGUAGUGUGCAACCGCAAUGGCUUCCACCAGGACUACAUGUGGAUGGUCAGUUACCUGGUGAUCGGAGUCUUAGUGUUCGUACAGGUUUUUGGGGUGCUCAUGGUGGCGCCCAGGAGUGCUUCGGAAGGCAUCUGGUGGUCCGUGUUCUUCAUCUACAUCAUCUACACUCUGCUGCCUGUGAGGAUGAGGGCGGCCGUACUGAGUGGAGCAGUGCUGUCCAUCAUACACGUGGUCACCACCUGGCAGAUCAACCAGGAAGACAAGUUCCUCUGGAAACAGGUGAGUGCUAAUGUCCUGAUCUUCCUGUGCACCAACAUCAUUGGCAUCUGUACCCACUACCCCGCCGAGGUUUCCCAGAGACAAGCCUUCCAGGAGACCAGAGGAUACAUUCAGGCCCGGCUUCAUCUGCAGAGAGAGAAUCAACAACAGGAACGUCUGUUGCUUUCAGUGUUGCCAAGGCAUGUUGCCAUGGAGAUGAAGGCUGACAUCAAUGCCAAGAAGGAAGACAUGAUGUUUCAUAAGAUCUAUAUCCAGAAACACGACAAUGUCAGUAUUCUGUUUGCAGACAUCGAGGGUUUCACCAGCCUGGCGUCUCAGUGCACGGCUCAGGAGCUGGUCAUGACACUAAACGAGCUCUUUGCCCGUUUUGACAAACUGGCGUCGGAGAAUCACUGUCUCCGUAUUAAAAUUCUGGGUGAUUGUUACUACUGCGUGUCCGGGCUGCCUGAACCCCGGGCCGACCACGCCCACUGCUGCGUGGAGAUGGGUGUUGACAUGAUAGAGGCCAUCUCGCUGGUGCGUGAGGUGACGGGGGUCAACGUUAACAUGCGCGUCGGCAUUCACAGUGGCCGUGUGCACUGCGGCGUGCUGGGACUCAGGAAGUGGCAGUUUGAUGUGUGGUCCAAUGAUGUCACGCUGGCCAAUCACAUGGAGGCGGGAGGCAAAGCAGGGCGGAUCCACAUCACAAAGGCCACGUUGCAGUAUCUGAAUGGGGACUAUGAGGUGGAGCCAGGUUUUGGAGGUGAGAGGAAUGCGUAUCUGAAGGAGAACAGCAUUGAGACAUUCCUGGUCCUUGGCUGCAGCCAAAAACGGAAGGAGGAGAAGGCGAUGAUGGCGAAGAUGCAGCGGACAAGAGCCAACUCUAAUGAGGGGCUGAUGCCACGCUGGGUUCCCGACAGAACCUUCACCAGGACCAAAGACUCCAAAGUCUUCAGACAAAUGGGGAUUGAUGAAACCUCCAGUAAAGACAACCGUGGCGUUCAGGAGGCCAUGAACCCAGAGGACGAGGUGGAUGAGUUUCUGGGACGGGCCAUUGAUGCUCGCAGCAUCGACCAGCUAAGAAAAGACCACGUUAAGAAGUUUUUACUCACCUUCCAGACUUCCAGUCUGGAGAAAAAGUAUUCCAAGAAGGUGGACGAUCGUUUUGGAGGCUAUGUUGCCUGUACUCUGCUGGUAUUCUGCUUCAUAUCCUUCAUACAGAUUGUUAUUUUUCCACACACCCCGGUCAUGCUGGGAAUCUACAUCAGUAUCUUCAUCAUACUCGCCAACAUCCUCUUCAUCUGUGCCAUAUACUCUUGCAUCAAGAUUUUUCCAGCUGCGAUGCAGACUGUCUCGAAGAAGAUUGUCCAGUCUCGCACCAACAGCACGCUGGUUGGAGUAUUCUCCAUUAUCCUCGUCUUUAUCUCUGCCUUCGUUAAUAUGUUUGCCUGCGACACCACGGGUUUGGCUGAAUGCGUCGCUGAGAAGCUGAACACCUCUGCGGUGACGCCCUGUCUGAUCCGCAGCUUGAAUGUGUCCGUCGAGGGGGGUCUAGAGAUCUGCCCUAGCCGAGGCCCCUCCUGCCCCUUUCCUGAGUAUUUCAGCUACAGCGUGCUGCUGACGCUGCUGGCCUGCUCCGUGUUCCUGCAGAUCAGCAGCAUAGGGAAGCUGGCCCUCAUGCUGCUCAUCCAGCUCACCUUCCUGCUGCUGGUGGAGUGGCCACAAGUAGCACUGUUUGACAAUGCAGACCUCUUUGUCACCUCCAAUGCCAUUGAUUUAAAUGAAACUCAGUGGCCCAGUUUCAAUGAAACUACAAACCAGUGCCAGUUUGUUGUGACCAAAGUGUCCCUGAGGGUAAUGACUCCAGUGAUCCUCACAGUUUUUGUCCUGGCACUGUACCUGCACGCCCAACAGGUUGAAUCUACCGCACGCCUCGACUUCCUGUGGAAAUUACAGGCCACAGAGGAGAAGGAGGAAAUGGAGGAGCUGCAAGCCUACAAUCGUCGCCUCCUCCAUAACAUCCUACCAAAGGACGUAGCUGCUCACUUCCUGGCACGUGAGCGGCGUAACGACGAGCUGUAUUACCAGUCCUGUGAGUGUGUAGCCGUCAUGUUCGCCUCCAUCAGCAACUUCUCCGAGUUCUACGUGGAGCUGGAGGCCAAUAAUGAGGGAGUGGAGUGCCUCCGGCUGCUUAACGAGAUCAUCGCAGACUUUGACGAGAUCAUCAGUGAGGAGAAGUACAGGCAACUAGAGAAGAUCAAGACCAUCGGUUCCACCUACAUGGCGGCGUCAGGUCUCAACGACUCCACCUAUGACAAAGAAGGCCGUUCCCAUAUUACUGCACUAGCUGACUAUGCCAUGAGACUGAGAGAGCAGAUGAAAUAUAUCAACGAGCAUUCCUUCAACAACUUCCAGAUGAAGAUAGGUCUGAACAUUGGGCCGGUGGUUGCGGGGGUUAUUGGAGCACGGAAACCUCAAUAUGAUAUCUGGGGAAACACAGUCAAUGUGGCCAGUCGUAUGGAUAGCACAGGUGUACCUGACUGCAUACAGGUAGGUUUCAUGUAACUAAUAAAAUCAGCCCAGAUAGGUUUUUAGGGAGCAACCGAAUAUCACUGGGUGGAUUUGAUGGUAAUAUUUUAUAUCUGCACAUUUAUAGAUUGCUGUAGAAAUGUGAAAUAAAAACACUUUAGAGAUAAGAUGUCCAGGUGUGCUUUAAUACUGAAAUGAAGUAAUAUAGAAACAAAGAUGAAAACAGAACAACAACAAAAAUUUAAAACGAUAAAAAACGCAGGACUGCACAUAAGUAACAGAUACAGGACACAUCCAGGACGAUUUAUACACAGAGGACAAACAGGAAGUAAAAGAAACCAAAACUUCAAAGUAAAAUAAGAAAUAACCGAAGAAGACCAAUAGAGAUAUGAAUACAAGCACUUAGCAGAAUGUAAGAGACCUACAUGAACACA
Molecule: messenger RNA, 4332 nt
Organism: Oreochromis aureus
Lineage: Eukaryota; Metazoa; Chordata; Actinopteri; Cichliformes; Cichlidae
Product: adenylate cyclase type 6
Exons: 23
Coding region: 431-3934 (1167 amino acids)
Biological process (GO): intracellular signal transduction; adenylate cyclase-activating G protein-coupled receptor signaling pathway; adenylate cyclase-inhibiting G protein-coupled receptor signaling pathway
Cellular component (GO): plasma membrane
Molecular function (GO): adenylate cyclase activity
Source: RefSeq, a predicted model, not a curated record